Molecule: messenger RNA, 2873 nt
Organism: Bufo gargarizans (Asiatic toad)
Lineage: Eukaryota; Metazoa; Chordata; Amphibia; Anura; Bufonidae
Gene: TUT1
Product: terminal uridylyl transferase 1, U6 snRNA-specific
Exons: 10
Coding region: 41-2518 (825 amino acids)
Cellular component (GO): mitochondrion
Molecular function (GO): RNA binding; poly(A) RNA polymerase activity
Source: RefSeq, a predicted model, not a curated record
CUUCCAGUGUUGCCUGCGUCAUUGCUGUGCGCCCGGCAACAUGGCGGCUGUAGAAGACGAAGAUGGUGGUCAGAUUCCUCCUGAUGUUCAGUCCAUUGACCGCGGCGGCGGCGGCUUUAGGUGCCUCCUGUGCGGCGUUAACAUACCGAACCGUCCAAGCCUCAAUGAUCACCUGCAGGGACGACGUCACAAGAGACUGUGUGAGGAGCGAGACAAGCGCCAGCAGCAGCAGGAACGUAGUGUGUUUGUCAGCGGCUUUUCUAAAGACAUUUCCGAGGAUCAAAUUAAAGAGGUCUUUGAAAAAAUAUUUCCUGUAAAGAAUAUUGUGAUGGACAAAGAUCGGGGUCUUUAUGCUAUUGUGGAGUUUGAAAGUCAAGACGGGGUUUGCCGAGCACUUUCGGAGACUGUCAUCACACUAGAAGGUCAUCGCUUGAAAGUGAAACCACGUGAAAAGAAGGAGUUCAAGAAUAAGAAAGGAGGUACCCACCGAAAUCUGCAACCUCCUGAUCCAGAAAAUCUAAGCAAGCAACUGAUACGCUGUACUGAUGUAGAAGAUCAAAUGAAAAACAUUGUCUCACUCUGCUCUCCAUCUCAUCAUGAGAGCCGCCUGCGGGAACUGCUGCUUUCUCUCCUUCGAGAAACAUUUACGGAGUUCUUCCCAGGUUGUCAGCUUCUCCCUUUUGGUUCCUCUGUAAAUGGCUUUGAAAUCAGUGGGUGUGACUUGGAUUUACAUUUGGAGCUUGGUGAGAAUGACAGCAAUGAAAAAGACGACCUGAACAUAGAAAAUGAGAAAAUGGAAGCGAAGCUGGAGAGUAUAGACAAGGAUUUAAGUAGAGAACAUGUUGUACAAGAAAACGAACUGGAGGAAGAACCCUCUCCUAAGAAAGAUGGGGAAGAACUGGUAAUGCAAGUUACAGAAGCGGAUGAGAAUGAUGACGAUGAGAAUAUCACACCUGGCCUUUCACUGCUAGGACUUUCCCAAGAGGAGAUCCUUGAAGUUGUUGGCAGAGUCCUAAGGCAGUGUGUUCCUGGCGUACAUGGGGUUCAGAGCGUCCCCUCUGCACGACGGCCUGUUAUACGUUUUCAGCACAAGACUUCAGGCUUGAGAGGAGAUAUCACCCUAAACAACAGGCUUGCCUUGCGUAACUCCUCAUACCUGCGCCUUUGUUCUGAUUUAGACCCUCGGGUUCCACAGCUUGUGUACACAGUGCGAUACUGGGCCCGGGUGCAUCAGCUUGCAGGUAACCCACUCGGGGGCGGACCGCUGCUGAAUAAUUAUGCUUUGACACUAAUGGUUAUUUUCUUCCUACAAACAAGGAGCCCCCCGGUAAUUCAGAGUCUCAGCCGUAUGAGGGAGAUUGCUUUGGAUGAUGCCUCGCAUGUGAUUGAUGGCUGGGACUGUUCUUUCAUCUCUGAUAGCACUCAAUUCCCCGCUACUGAAAACCAGCAGAGCCUUAGCUCUCUACUUUCAGAAUUUUUUUGUUAUUUUUCUUCCCUUGACUUGCAUUCACAUAUUCUCUGCCCCCAUGAUGGUCUUCUUGCCUCCAUCCCUGUUUCCUCACCUAUCUGGGCUGAAGGAUUCCGCGUGGGCUCCCUUAACGUUCAGGAUCCUUUUGAAUUGAAUCAUAAUGUCUGCAGUAAUGUUAGCUCACGGAUAGCCCGCCGCUUCUCCAUUCAAUGCUCUGCUGCUGCCAAGGCUUGCCGCACUCCUUUAUACCAACUACGAUCAUCAUCUCGUCCCUGGGGCAUUAUCUUAUUAAUACAGUCCUCAACCUCUGAAGGGGAAAAGGCUGAAGGGGCAGACAUUUCUAUAUCUACUGGAAAGGCUUCAGUGGAGGAUGUAUUUUUAGCUGUGAAGACUGUUUUGGUAGAGGUGUUACUAUGCAGCUGUAAACAGGAUAGUGAGAAGGAUGGUUCUAGUGUGAAAAGCCGUGAAGAAAGUGACCAGGACGUGCCCUGUGUGGGGGAGCUCUUCAUAGACGAUAAAGGUUCAGCGAUAAAAGAGGAUAAUAUGAGCGAAGAUAGAUUAAAAAAUGAGAGAAAACGGGAGAACCCCGAAGAAAUACAGAGCUCCAGCCCGAAAAGGAGGAGGCUAGAGGAUGAUGGGAGUGAUUGUGUGAAUGAUCAACAAAAUAACCUUUCUGAGAAAAAUCUCAGUAAAAAGGAGAAUUCAUCUAAAACACCCAAAAGCCCUAAAGAAGGUGUGCUGUCCAUGAAGAUCGAUGUCUGGCAUCAUGUCUGGGAGGGAAGACGCAAGAUGCGGAGGAGCAUGCAAGGGAAGGUGGUCCAGGGCAUACAACUAGAGACUGCAGUGUCACAGGCCUUGUCUGCCGGCACAAUAGAGGGUGGCAGUCCAUUAAUGCAGAUGACGGUAACCGCUCAGCUGGGCCCUGAGGGAAAUGCUCGACUGCAUCUCUCCCCAGAUUCUGAUGACUAUGACUGCAGUGCUGUCUUCUUCCACUUUUUAAAGAUAUUUCUACCUCGAAUGGUGGAAGAGGUUCUUACAGGUAAAGACUGAAUUUGGUUCAGAAAUAUUAGUUCCAAUGCGGUGUGUGCCAUUACGACAGCCCUGUAGCUGCCCAAUAGGCAGUGUAAUAUGGGCAGGAUUCCACCACAUUAGCGAAGAAGAAAGUAAGGAUCCAUCUGACCUUUUUCUUUUUGGAGGAAGAACAAGUUCCUCCCCCUGAAGAUGAGGUUUGUGCUGACCAUAGCAGCAAGAGAGGCUUGUGUUUUAUUAUAGGGCCCCUCUACACGUUAGGAAGGUUUAUCAUUCUGCUAUAUCUGCAAUGUAAAUAGGGUUUUAUAUGUAUACCUAUAUUCAGUUGUUUCAACUGUGUUUGGCAAGACAUGGAAAAGAAAAAUGUUGCUUCUGA